GAAAGACACUGCACACACUGUCCCCUGUGUAAUCGCCUGUGUAGGUUUGAAGAGUAUGACAUGCAGAUGAACGUGAAGAAGAAAUUAAAAUCCUGCCAUGAUGAGAGGCAUAAAACUGUUUCAGCUGUUAGUUAUUUGUAUUUUGAACUUCUGGGUCCCCACCACAGGCUCCCAUUCAUUGCUCUUCUUUGCCACAUACAUCGAAGGUGACACACCGUUCCACGAGUUUAGUGCCGUUCUUAUGCUGAAUGAUAUUCAAAUUGGAUAUUAUUCCUCGAAAGAACAAACGCUCUACCCAAGAACGCAGAUGAUGAACGAUGAGGAGUUUUCCAGGCCGGGCCGACAGAAGUAUGCCGUCUCGGUGUUAACUUCAGUGCAUGAGAAGAUCAGAGAGAACGCCAACCAAUUCAUUCAUCACUACAACGUAACGCAUGGACUUCCCACACUCCAGAGCAUAUUUGGCUGUCACAUACUGGAAAACAGAGUGUUCAGUGUAACAUUUAAAGAGGCUUUCGAUGGAGACAGUGGAAAUCGUGAUCAUACUCCUGAGAAAAAUGUUACAUUGGUUCCGAGGCUGGUUCAACAGCGUCAAUAUGGGAAAGGAGAGCGGCCAAAACUUUGGUCACAUUUUGUCAGAGAUGUCUUUGAGCCUUUCUGCUACAAUGCCUUGUAUGGAUUACUUGAGAUCAAUGAGAAAUACCUAAUGGCAAAAGUCAAACCCAAUGUCUGGUUCCUGCAAAAGACCGUCCUUCGGACUCAAAUGAUGAAGUUGACUUGCUUAGCUAAUGGUUUCUUCCCGCGCCACAUCAACCUGACUCUGCUGAGAGACGGCCAGCCUGUGGCUGAGCAGCAGAUCAGUGUGGGGGAGCUGCUACCUAACGGAGAUGGAAGCUACCAGAUGAGGAAGAGCCUGGAGGUCAGCACAGAGGAGCUGCAGCACCACCAGUACACCUGCACAGCUCAACACCUCAGCCUGGACAACAAGAUAGACAUACCACUAGGUGAGAUCAUCAGAGAAGACAUCAGAGAACACGUGUUUCUGUCCCUGCUGCGGAGAGAAACACACCAGACAGAAGACAAACACACCAGGAAACAAGUUGGAAUCAGUCUAUUGCACAAUUCCCAAGGAUGGGGUGUAUCGUAA
Messenger RNA from Engraulis encrasicolus (European anchovy), 1144 nucleotides. RefSeq names its product hereditary hemochromatosis protein homolog. Gene Ontology annotation, cellular component: external side of plasma membrane. NCBI's taxonomy places the organism in Eukaryota, Metazoa, Chordata, Actinopteri, Clupeiformes, Engraulidae. The record is from RefSeq and is a predicted model, not a curated record. Gene Ontology annotation, biological process: immune response. The transcript has 5 exons. Bases 98 to 1144 code for a protein of 348 amino acids.